GAAGCCUUCCAGCGGCCUUGUAGACGGAUCCUCCUGGCACGGCGGCGCCGCCGUGCGUGGAGCUGGCAGAGGGAAGUGGACGCUGCAGAAAUUUCGAGAAGCUCCCCAACAUCGAGAAUGCUGCGCUGAGGCUUUCGCUCGGGGCCACGGCUGCUUGCGCUUGCCCAGCACGUCUGCGGGCGUCCGUUUCGUCGAAGGCGAACCCGUGACGCCGCCCAUUGGGCCAAAGGGCUCGGGACGCGGC
Molecule: messenger RNA, 244 nt
Organism: Symbiodinium pilosum
Lineage: Eukaryota; Dinophyceae; Suessiales; Symbiodiniaceae
Source: the annotation of a GenBank genome assembly